Molecule: messenger RNA, 1275 nt
Organism: Prorocentrum cordatum
Lineage: Eukaryota; Dinophyceae; Prorocentrales; Prorocentraceae
Source: the annotation of a GenBank genome assembly
AUGCCGGAGCUGGAGGAGGUCCCUGUGCCAGCGGAUGCGCAGGCACUGUGGGAGAGGAACGGCGGCCUGGAGCUCGACCCCGUGCUCGGCAGUGGAGCGGUCGUCCUGAUGGACGCGGAGUGGAUGGUGAGGCGAGCGCGCACUGGCGGCGUCCUCGAGCCGCGCCAGGCGUUGCCGCCGACGGCCUUCGUGCCCCACAGCGCCGUCAAGGCCGCCACGCCCUUAGACCUUGUGCCGUUGCUGCACAUCGCGUGCAUAUCACACUGCUGGCUGCAGGCGAACCACCCGGAUCCACGCGGGCACAACCUGCGCAUCUUGGGCCAGGCCCUGCAGCUGCAGUUUCACUAUGUAGUUCAAAUGCGCAGCCGCUGGUGUGUAUUCAUGGACUUCUGCUGCAUCCAUCAAAACUGCAGGGACCGCGAGGGCGUUCCCCAUCAGCGCACCUACCAGCGGCUCGAAGGCUCAGAUUCUUUCGAGGACGAUGCCCUCGGCCGCUUCGAGCUGGAGCAUCCUGGGGGCUUCUACUCCCACCCCGCCACUGUCGUCUUCAUGCUGACGCGGUUUCCAGAUGAUUACGGCGAUGCUGCAAAGUACACCCAGUCGGGCAACACGGAGCAGUACUUCAACCGUGGCUGGUGCUUCUGCGAGUCCUCCUGGGCGAUGCUGACGAAGCCGGCUGACGUAUUGGACCUCGGCCGAUCCACCGGAGCGGAGACCUACUACUACGAGUUGGUGAGUACCUGCGCCGCGGGGCGCCGGGCGCCCUUCCUGCCCGACGCCUUCGACGUGGAGCUGCAGAGCAAGGGGUUCACCAACGGCAAGGACGACCGUCCCCGGGUCGCCGAGCUCUACCGCUCCGCCUUCGCGCAGCGCUUCGAGGCCGCGGAGGAUCUGCUCUACAUUGGGCUGCAGUGGGGGGACGAGGAGGCGCAGCAGCUGGCCGCCGUGCUCGCCUCGGGCGCCGCGCCCCGGCUGGUGAGGCUCGACCUCGGCCGCAACCGCGUGGGCGACGAGGGCGCCGCGCGGCUGGCGGAGGCCCUGCGCGCCCCGGGCGCGCUGCCCCAGCUGCAGAAGCUCAACCUCGCCUUCAUGGGCGACGAGGGCGCCGCGCGGCUGGCGGAGGCCCUGCGAGCCCCGGGCGCGCUGCCCUGGCUGCAGUGGCUCGACCUCCACAGCAAUCGCGUGGGCGACGAGGGCGCCGCGCGGCUGGCGGAGGCCCUGCGCGCCCCGGGCGCGCUGCCCCAGCUGCAGAAGCUCAACCUCGCCUUCAACCGC